This is a messenger RNA of Sinocyclocheilus grahami, 800 nucleotides long. Its product is annotated as ferredoxin-fold anticodon-binding domain-containing protein 1-like. The transcript is spliced from 3 exons. NCBI's taxonomy places the organism in Eukaryota, Metazoa, Chordata, Actinopteri, Cypriniformes, Cyprinidae. The annotation marks the transcript as partial. The record is from RefSeq and is a predicted model, not a curated record.
GAAAUCCGUCCCUUUGACUGUGAAACGUAUCAAGGUUACAGAUGCACUGGUUGCAGGAGUCAGGACAAAAGUUUCCAUGUAGAGGGAGCUCUGACCCACAUCUUCACUCGGAGUCUCCCCCACAUCAUGCCAGAGAAACUGAAAAUGGAGAAAACCAUUGGGAAGCAGACCGUUUGUUUUGAGCUUCCGGCAGAGUUGAGUAAUUAUAUCAACAGUUUUGGCAUUUCUGAUUGGCGCUUACUUUGGAGUGCCGAUCCUCGGUUUCUUAAGCAUUUCGAGUUCAAUCCACUUGGACCUUUCAGUCCUUUCUCCCUUUACCCACCAAGCUACUUGCAUGAUAUCAGUUUCUGGAUGGAACCAGAAAGCUAUGAUGAACUGGACUUCCAUGCACUUGUGCGAGAGGCGUCUUGCGGUGCUGUUAAGGAUAUGGCAUUAGUGGAUCGCUUCAGACACCCACACAUGGGUCAUGCAAGCCUCUGCUAUAGGCUGACCUAUCAGUCUCCGGAUCAGGCCCUCUCACACAUCCAGGCAUUGGGACUGCAGAAUCAGCUGCGGAGACUGUUACCCCUGCGUUUGCAGGUCACGCUGAGGUGAUUGAAGAGGCUUUGGCGACAGUGGAUCAAAUGGAUAAAUAAUCUCAGAUUUAAAUUUUUAAUGAUGAAGGUUAACUUUCUAGAUCAAAACAGAGUGUUUAUUUUGACUGAUUUGUUCUGACAUAUCAACUUAUUUGAACUAAAGGAAUUUUUUGUUGCCGUUUGAAAUCCUAUCAUGUUUACAUAUUGCUUGUUACGCUGAUUAAU